CGUUUUUAGAGCGGCAGCGUCACAUGUUGUUUUUCUCCAGGAUCAGAUCAGUCACUGGUCUGGUCCGACUGCACUGUUGCUUCUACCGUGGCGGAAAGCGGACACAGCUAUCGGUGUCUGCUAUGGAUUAGAUAUAUAAAAAAAAACGGGUAACCUUUAAAGUUUUUUUUUUUUUUUGCUGCGAGUUUUACAAAAAAAAAAGAGACUUUGCUUAUCUGGAACUUGAAAAGAGAAGUGGAGAGAAAUGGCAAGUCCUCCGGCGACGGGAGGACACCUGUUAUCUAAUGGGACGAAUGGUGUGAAGAAGUACGGAUACCUGAGGAAGCAGAAACACGGACACAGACGCUUUUUCGUGCUCCGAGAGCCGACCGAGCAAUGCCCUGCCCGGCUGGAGUAUUAUGAAAGCGAGAAGAAAUGGAGAAACAAGUCCGCCGCGAAACGGGUCAUAACUUUGGACUCCUGUCUGUGCGUAAACAAACGAGCCGACGCCAAACACAAGCACCUCAUCGCCCUCUACACCAAGGACGAGUACUUCGCUGUGGCUGCAGACAACGAGCAGGAGCAGGAGAGCUGGCACACGGUUCUGACUGAUCUAAUAGCCGAGGGGAAAGUGUACGACAGCCCCGCGUCCACCUCAUCUUUAGUGGGCUUUGAGGAGGCCAGCUACGGACUCAUUACUCCUGCAACGGCUGUCUAUAAGGAGGUAUGGCAGGUCAACUUGAAAUCCAAAGGCUUGGGUCAGAUCAAGAACCUCAUUGGAGUGUACAGGCUGUGUUUGUCCAGUCGGACCAUCAGCUUUGUCAAACUGAACUCAGAAACAGCUGCUGUCAGUUUACAGCUCAUGAACAUUAGGAGAUGCGGCCACUCGGACAGUUUCUUCUUUAUAGAGGUUGGCCGGUCAGCGGUCACUGGGCCUGGGGAGUUCUGGAUGCAAGCAGAGGACUCAGUGGUGGCGCAGAACAUCCAUGAGACCAUCCUUGAUGCCAUGAAGGCCAUGAAGGAGCUGUCUGAGUUCAGGCCGCGGAGCAAAAGCCAGUCUGCCAGCACUAACCCGAUCUCUGUGCCCACACGACGCAACCUCAACAACCUCCCCCCCAGUCAGACGGGCCUGGUGAGGAGAUCCAGGACAGAUAGCAUGGCAGCCACGUCCCCAGGUAGAAAGUUCACGUCCUGUCGGAUAAGAACGGCCAGCGAGGGAGACGGAAGCGUGACCCGGCCUGUGUCCAUGUCCAUAUCUGUGAACGGGAGUCCCACCAGUCCAAACUCUGGAAAUCACCUCAGCAGGUCCUAUACCCUCAGCAGUGGGCGCACCUGCAGAAUGCUAGAGUCCUCCUCCAACCUGCAUCAUAGCCGGUCCAUGCCGGUGUCCAACUCCCCUCCGGUUGCCCCCAGCCCAAUCAGCAUGUCUCCCAGAGGGGGGGCUAGUAUUUGCACUCCUGACAAAGCUCGACGGCCUUUCAGCUGCAGCGCCUCCAUCUCAGGCUCCCUCAGCGACACUGGCUUCAUGCUGUGUGACGAUUACAGCUCCAGCCCAGGUGAACCCAAAUACCUCCCCCUGACCCGCAGCGACACCCCUGACUCUCUGUCCAGCACGCCUCCAUCCCGUGACAUCAGCGAGUCUUGUGGCUACAUGAUAAUGGAGGGGGCGAAUGGCAGCAGGUCCGGGCCUGGCGGCGAAGGUCUAGCGUUUGACAAGGCGUACAGGAAGCGGACGCACUCCCUCACCACGCCACGUCAGCAGAGGGUGGUGGCGCCACUGUCCUCGGCCUCCCUGGAUGAGUACACACUCAUGAGGAUGGCCCAUGGACAGAACUCUCACUCCGCCUCGCCCAAACUGUGCUACCCUGAGGAUUAUGGAGACAUUGAAAUCGGUUCAUCCAGGAGCUCCAGUAGUAACCUUGGCGAUGAUGGCUACAUGCCAAUGACGCCAGGUGUAGCGACCCAGUCUGGCAAGGCAGAUAACUACGUGCCCAUGAGCCCCAUGUGCGUUUCAGCACCGAAGCAGAUUAUGAAUCCUAGGGUGCAUCCACAGGUGGCUGCCAGCAGUGGCUACAAGACCAACUCCCCCUGCAGCAGCUCUCUGGAGGACAGCGGCUACAUGAGAAUGUGGUGUGGCUCCAAAUCCUCCACAGAGAGCCCAGACAGGAAUGGUGAAUACAUGAACAUGUCACCUGGAAACCCACCUCCACUCCAGACCUCCCCUGACUACUACUUGGGCCUGCUGGCUGGUGAACCUGCAUCAGUGAGGUCAGCUUACCAGGCCGGCUCCCUCACGCUCCCUGCUAAACUUCAGGCCUCCAAAAAUGACGACAGCAGCCAGUAUGUGUUGAUGAGCCCUCAGAGUUUGAGGCAGAGGGCGGGGGAAUCAGACUAUUAUUCAGUGAUGCAGCCCAGUGCACCUCAGACCUCACCCUCAGUGCCCUCCCCAGUCAGACAUGGCCGGGUGGAGAGCCUGCCCUACAGAGGGAGGCUAGGCAGGCCUAACAGGCUAUCCCUGGACACCCUGAGGACCCUGCCCAGCAUGCACGAGCACCCCCUGCCCGGAGAACCCCGGAGCCCUGGGGAGUACAUUAACAUUGACUUCAGUGGCACCAGAUUCUCCCCGCCCUCCAUUGUAUCCGCAGAGAGCCAGUCUUCAUCACUGGGUUCCAGCAGCGGGGGAACGGGACGGUCCUCUCUGACAGACUACAUAAACUUGGAGCUGGGCUCACACUCUCCAAAGGAGGCUGACACUCCCUCUAGGCGCUUGGACACACUACCAGAGUUAUCCACGUGCCCCUGCUCAGAGGAGGCUGGAGUGUACCAUCUGGAUAGUGAGAAAGAGUCUCAGGGCCUCAGUGAUGAGGUGAAAAAUGACUACUCUGAGAUGACAUUUGGGAUGACCAGCUCGCCUGCACAGCUUGUUCCUCAGAACACAGCAAGCAGCCAGAGCAGCAGGGAGAGGAGGCUCUCCCUGGAGCACCAGGGAGUCCCAGAAGGCAUUGGGGUCUUCCUGCUUGGGGCCCCGUCUUCCUCCACAGUGGACCCCGACUGCUCUGCCAAGGUGAUCCGGGCCAAUCCGCAGGGACGUAGGCGCCACAGCUCUGAGACCUUCUCCUCUACCGCCACCGUGACGCCAGUCCUGCCCUCCUUCGCCCGAGGCGACGCGGUGAAGAGGCACAGCUCGGUGGAGAACAUCUCGUCCCGGAGCAGCGAGGGCUCUGAUGAGGAGUACGGCAGCCCGGUGAACCGGCAGAGCUCGGCCGGCUACCCGAGCGGACUGAACUACAUUGCCUUGAACCUACUGGACAACAGGGUGGAGCAAUGUGAGGACCUGGCUGGCUUUAAACCCACCAGCAGCUGCAAAGGGGGCAUCAAUGGAUUACACAGCACACCAUAUGUCUGCUUGGGAUUCAAGGAGGCUGCAACCACUGCCAAAGACUGAAGGACUCCUCCGUCCUCUGACUUGGCGUCUUCACCGACCUGCUGCUUGAAAAAAAGUGGCCCUAAAAGACUGUCAGGACCCUCAGCAACACUCACACACUAACACAUACACAAGCAGGUCACCAUCUAUGCAUGUCGUGAAUUUGCUGAAGGCAUUACAGGUGUGUUUGUGUGUGUGUGUGUGUGUGUGUGUGUGUGGGUGGAUGUGUGUGUUGUGUAUUGGUGCGGCUCAUGUUCCCUGCGCUUUCAGAGGCCAUUUCUCCUCUGACCCAAAUUUUGGCGCAAGCACAGAAGCAAAGAUAGUCAGACAAUAAGAAAACACUAAUGGUACCCAGAUACUAUUUAUUUACUUGAGGGCAGUUUUAAUGACUGCCUGUAUGCAUGCGAAUGUGUGUUUCUGAGACAAAGUACGACCAACCGGUACGUCAGUGAACAAUGAAACCUACUAUAGAAAUGGCCCAGGGAGUGAGGAUACAAAGGUACACGGAGUAUAUAACUAUAUUUAGAUUAGAUAUUUUAUUUAUUUUUGGAAGAUGAAUGUCUGAUAAGACCUACCCAAUGCCUUAAUGUCUAUACUGUCCUUAUGUUUUCUAUGAAAUAAGAUAUAAAUAUUCUAUUACAGUAUGUCUGUUUGGACCUACAUCUCUAUAUUGUUAUUCUGUUGUGGAAAGUAAAAAGCCUGGCUUACCAUUAAAAAAAAUAUUAUUUCUGAAAUGUACAAUACAGUGGGGCUGCUUGAGAUCUAAAUUAAUGUAUUGAUAUUAAAGUAUUUUCUUAAUUACUAAUUUCUUAUUUAUUCUAAUCUAGUUUAUUUUUUUGUCCAAUCAAAGCGCUGGACUUAAAGAAAUAUAUUUCUAAAUGUCUUUAAAGAGUUAGGCAUGUCUUAUAACUCAGCUCAGACCCCACAACACCAGGCAUCUGAAUGCACUGUACCUCCCACAGUUCCUCAGUCACUUGAGCCUGAAAACCUCACACACUCCUACCUUCAAACCUACGGCCUGCUGUUAAGCUCCAUGCAGGCCGCCCUGCUGUGAUAUCAUUUGACCGUACAACCGUCUAGUUGAGGUGACGAUGGAGGGGUAGAGCCAAUGAAAAAUGUCAAGGUUGGGGCACAGUCGAAGCGGUUUCUGGUCAACGAGUGAGGGCUGAAGUGAGGGGGAAAGGGGCCGCCAGUGUCAGCAGUGCUGGACAGGCACUGAGGGGAGGAGAGAGGCCAACAGCCACACCAGGGGCCAUCAUGGAGGUUCACUGGAUAAGCAGCUGGCUGGAAGGCGGCAUAAAAAAGUUUGAUCUGGCUGAAGAGAGUUACAAGUCAAAGACCAUGUAGCUAUAUAACUAUGUGAUAACAAUUACGGGAUAAUGCUACAUGCUAAAACAGUGUAAUAGUAGCACAAGUAGAGAGGAGUCAUCAAGUCAGUGAACUGACUAAAUGAAGUGUUUUGUACAGCAGUAUGUAUCUAUCGCCAUUAGCUACUGGCUGACAUUGGCUACCAUUAGCUACUGGUCAUACCAGACCCAGUAAGGUAGCAGCAGAACUCCUGAGUGUAAUGAAUUGAACAACAGUUAUUUCUUAAUAACUUAAUAACAUUUUUUUAAGAUACAUAGUCUCUCUUUAAAAUUAGCCUAUGUUACAUUUGCUGUUACGUAGUCUCGUUUUAAUCUGAAGAAACUAAACAUUUUGAUGAGGAGAGAAAUGAUCAUUUUGUCAAAAAUGACACACACACAAAAAGAAUUCCGCUGCUUCCCAAGAGCUUUGAACCUCCAAAAUGGCCGCCAGAUGGUUUGCUAACGUUAUCUGAAAGCCCUCUUUGGACAUCCUAACUGUGUGGUCUUUGUGUCGCCCAUUGUGCCAACUGGCUCACAACCCCUUUAGUGUACAGUAGAUUGUAAAACUUUUAACCAUGUCUGAAUGUAUUGCUGAGCUGGUGGGAACACCACAGGAACAUAAAAUGGCAAACGGUUUUGAGAGAGUUGAAUAAUAUUGGAGCUGUACCACUUUAAGUUGUGGUAUGUAUUUAUCUUCAGUCUUGAAUGUGUAUAUUUUGUACAUAGAAAGAGUUUAACUAAAAAAAAUCUAUUGAAAAUACAUAAGAGUACUUAGAUUUUACCUAUGUUGCAAUGAUAUUCCUGUGUAAAGACUUUGGCUACCGAUUUUUAAAAAGGUGACAGGGUUUUUGCUUUGGGGUUGUACAGUGUAUUGUAUGCUUUUCUCCCUCAGUCUCUGUGACUAUAUGAAAAAAUCUUCUAUAGUCUAUUUUAUUAUAGAGAUCUCUUUGCCUUGUCGACACACUUUACCUAAUGGCAUAUGCAAUAGUGACAUGAAUACAAUCUAGUUUACAACCGUGGAACCAAAUGUAACAUUGCAUUAAUGAUUAUUUUCUGUUUGUGACGAGCAGAAGCUGUUUUGCUCCUUGUACAUUUCUCUUUCUGCCAAGCGUUUUGUUUUUGUCGCUAGGAACUUUGUUCUUGACAUGUUUCAAAGCGCUUUCCACAUUUCUGUGUCCAUGGACAGACUCUUCUUUUACAGAUUGAUCUUGGAUUAAGUCUGAAUGUGUCAUUGUCUUCCAUUGUACAUAGUUCAAUAUACUGUUUAUGUGAUGCUCACAAGAGAUGAUUAUGAUUUAUAAAUUCUGGUAGUCGAGUAUUGCUUUUGUCUGUAUUGAUUAUGGAUAGCAGCCUACAGAAAUAAAUGAAUUUAUUUAAAGAGGUA
Molecule: messenger RNA, 6133 nt
Organism: Siniperca chuatsi (mandarin fish)
Lineage: Eukaryota; Metazoa; Chordata; Actinopteri; Centrarchiformes; Sinipercidae
Product: insulin receptor substrate 2-like
Exons: 3
Coding region: 245-3424 (1059 amino acids)
Biological process (GO): insulin receptor signaling pathway
Cellular component (GO): cytosol; plasma membrane
Molecular function (GO): insulin receptor binding; phosphatidylinositol 3-kinase binding
Source: RefSeq, a predicted model, not a curated record